Messenger RNA from Knipowitschia caucasica, 669 nucleotides. The record is from the annotation of a GenBank genome assembly. NCBI's taxonomy places the organism in Eukaryota, Metazoa, Chordata, Actinopteri, Gobiiformes, Gobiidae.
AUGUCAUCCUUUAUGGACACUUUUCUGAAGAGGGAACUUUCCCUGCGAGAGGAGGAGGAUUUGCAGAUCCAACGCGCUCAUCGCUCUCUGGGGCCAAAGCCACAGGAUAAACAUGCCGCUAGAUCCAUUCUAGUCAACUUUCAAAGGUUUGAUAUGAAGGACAAAGUGUUACGUGCAGCCGGGGCGAAGAAGAUCAUCUUUGACGGUAAAGUUAUUACGUUUGCCAAUGACAUGCCCACGGAGAUAAACAAUAAAAUGAAGGAAUACAAGGACAUUAAGAAGUCCCUUAAAGAAGCAAAGAUACGCUUUCAGACACCGUAUCCUGCGAAACAGAGUCCAUUGGGAGGACGGUCCAGCGUGUACAAGACAGCGAAAGAGGCGGCGGAGGACGCGAGGAAGAGAGGCCUUUCUGUGGAGAUCCCCUGCUCUUCGCAUACGGACUGGGAGCAGCAGAACUUCUUCAGCUUCGUCUCCCCCGUUACCAUGCGCCGCCCCCUGCAAUACUCCAGCAUCUGGACAUCGCCUGGCCUCCGCGGCGAAAAUACGUCCAUCGGGGAUCCAGAAGAAUCAACUGCAUUGACACGACGAACCCGAUACCUUCUACGUGGUCUUCCUUUCGCCGUCCGGCGAGGAAGCCUGGCAGGCGGACUGUGGAUCACAGCCUGCUAG